Molecule: messenger RNA, 1866 nt
Organism: Paramacrobiotus metropolitanus
Lineage: Eukaryota; Metazoa; Tardigrada; Eutardigrada; Parachela; Macrobiotidae
Exons: 4
Coding region: 900-1580 (226 amino acids)
Biological process (GO): synapse organization
Cellular component (GO): neuron projection membrane
Source: RefSeq, a predicted model, not a curated record
UUGCCGCUGGUCGCGGUUACUGAUGCUGCUGUUUUUCUGCUAAACGUGCGAGAUUUGGUUAACCAUCGAAUAAUACCUAAUUUGAUCCCUUAGUGGCCGAGCUGCUACAAAUACGGCCAACACACAGAGUUUUCCCGGUCUGCACCGAGGAAUUCGGUCUGCCGAAAUCCCAGCGAGUGUGUGCGGCGCGGGCACUGCUGUCAAGUUUAGAGGCUCUGAUAGAUUUCUGAUCUGACACAGGCGUAAUUAAUUACGGGAUGCGCAGGAUACGACUGGAUCGGAUAUGAGAUGAUCCCCAUGAGACGUGGCUAGUUAAUACAAUAUGUUGUCGAUAGACUGAUUCCAAUGGACUAUUAAAAUUCCAUUCGAUUUUAUACAUAUAUAUGCCGCGCCGCCGCGCUUGCUUAGCCUUAGCUUAUCGGCGCACGCAACAUAUUUCCCCGUCUUAUCACACAGUGCUACAGGAAACGCACUGGGGAUAAGAUUUUAAUCCAUAUUUGUGCCGACAAGAAAACAGUCAUUAUUUCCACUCAGAUGCUUCUUUAAGGCUGCUGCUGCACUGCCCCGAUCGGUGUCGUGCUGCAGCCAGCCGGGGCGCUGCCUCUGGAUACACUUAACGUGUAUAUACACUCGGUGUUCGCCGGGAAUUGGUAAAUACUGAUCUCGGGCCUUUGUACAUGUACGGUUAAAGGACAUAUUGUUAAAUGGCACACUGAGGAUAAGGUGUCACAUCGCCUGGGUAUCGUUUCUCCCCUGAACCCUCCAUAAUUUCCACAAUCACAACAGUCAGCCCAUUUUUGCCGGCUUCUGUGUAUCAUUAUUUCCGGCCAAUACACAACACUUUAGGACUGCCAAGAAAUUAUAUACCCAACGACGGCAACAUUUCCAGCCCGGCGAAGAUGCGGCUCAUAUACCACCUUAAGGAUAACUUCCCACCUGCCGCAACUUUGAUGUCCACUUUGACUGCCUAUUGGAAGUUAUUGAUUAUUCCCAGCUUAUUAUCCUUCACCAUGUUCCCUUGUGAUGCAAAGCAUCAUAACAAAAGAAUCAUCGCAAAACAUUCCACCUUAAAUCUACACCAUAAGUUGCCGCAGUUUGACCCGGGAUUGCCAGCAAACUUUACGAUUGAGAAAGGAAAUCCAGUUGAACUGCCGUGCAGGAUAUCAAAUCAAGGAAAAAAUAUGGUGUCGUGGGUCAAGUACAACAAUCGCCAUUUCCAUGUACUAUCAGUAGGCGAUAUAUUGUUGACGGAAGAUGAAAGAAUAACAUUGAGCAAAAACGAAGGACCUUCAGACUGGGCCUUGACAAUCACCAAAGUCAAACUGUCGGACUCCGGAGUUUAUGAAUGUCAGAUUGGAACUUCCCCAAAACUGGGCAGGAACGUCACCCUGCAUGUCCACCGUGAGUUAUUGGAUAACAACAUCCACAACUGGACGUCACCUUUUACUUGGUCUAAUCAAACACAGAGUCCUCCGAAAAGAUCGUCAAGUUUAGCAUCUCAUCUACGGUAUUCCAGCAUAACCACUUUGUUUGUUUGGACAAUCAUGUCGUUUCUUAGGCCGCACUUCGCUGUAGUAUAAUGAUGCAGAAUAGAAGCCAACACUACCGUUCUCGUCAAUAUCAAACUAUUGGAACACCUUGGCUAACAAGAACUACUGCACCUUCGAAAAUGAUCAUUGCUCAGCGGAAUUAGCCGCCUUUUUUGUGAUCCAUUCUCAAAUAAAAUCGAAAAUUGUACUAACUUCUGUUUAAUGACACUGCAGUGAAUUUUUUGGUCGACCUGUCGAAGCUCGUGUACAGAGUUAGAACUACAAUUGUAUAUGCAUUUUUACAAGCAUAUCAUUUUGAUGCUCUGCAAUAGCGCUU